Physella acuta is the source of this 2129-nucleotide messenger RNA. Its product is annotated as E3 ubiquitin-protein ligase MIB1-like. NCBI's taxonomy places the organism in Eukaryota, Metazoa, Mollusca, Gastropoda, Physidae. Gene Ontology annotation, molecular function: ubiquitin-protein transferase activity; zinc ion binding. Gene Ontology annotation, biological process: protein ubiquitination. The record is from RefSeq and is a predicted model, not a curated record. Gene Ontology annotation, cellular component: cytoplasm.
UCUAUAAAUCUAGAUCUAGAAUCUAGUACACUUCACCAUUUGCGUCGUUUUAAAAAAAAAUUCGUUUUUAUUUAUUUCAAGAUCUCUAGAUCAUAUAAAUGUAUAAAGCUAAUAAUCGGCUAAUAUAAUUGUAUCGAAAACAAAGAAGUUGAGAUCAAGUGUGACGCCAUCUACAGAAAAUCCCAUUGAAGAUAGUACUGCAGCAGUAAAAAAUCUUGCCUACUGUCCACAAGAUGACAACAGGAAAAGGUUUCAUCGUGGUUCCCACGUCAGAUGGUAGGCGGCAGGACCAAGUUCAUGCAGGUAUUGUUGAGGUCGUGAGCCACGAUCACGUGAUUGUCCAGUGGGACACGGGGGAGAGAGAGACCUACAGACCUGACCAGGACGGAGCGUACGAGUUGCUGGUGCUGGAUACUAUAGGCAUCGUCCACCCCUACAUCGCGUGUGACGGGUGCAACGAGUCCAGAUGUAUCAGCGGUGUCAGGUGGAAGUGUCGCACGUGCGAGGACCACGACCUCUGCACGAGCUGCUACAUGAAGGACAGCCACGACCAGUCGCAUGCCUUCAAGCGCAUGUGUGUGCCGGACACUGAAUGGGUUAACGUCACGUCUCGAAGUGAAAGUAGGAAUUCCAAGAAAAGAUUGUCGGAUUUAUCAGUUCGGGCUUGGCGGGAUCAGCAAAGUGUGGACGGUCAGCACAAGCUGGAGAAUGUCCCCAAGUUGCAGAGAUGUCCUGUCCACGGGAUCACGGAGGAGUCCUGUAAGGACAUCGCUCUACUGAGGGACGGGGUCGACGUGUACAACGUGUGUGACGAGUUUUACCAGGAACAUUUACCUGUACUAGGUAAAGAUAUCAAAAUUGCUCCACCACAAUCGGCCGCACCUAUUCCACUUCAGAACGAAGCCCCGCCCAAAGUUUUAGAAGAAGACGUUAAGCCAGGAACUCUAGUAGUCAGAGGACCCGACUGGCGCCAUGACGACCAGGACGGGGGAGAGGGUCACGUGGGUACCGUCAAGGAAGCAGCAGACGGUAUUGUCACGGUUGAAUGGACGCCCAACGUCCAGCAUCGAUACAACGCCGGCCAUGAUGGAAUUUUUGACCUGCGCACCUACGCCCCGGCUGAGUGUGUCCACACUACCGUGACGUGUGACCACUGUGACGUCAGUAACAUCCGGGGUAUCCGCUGGAAAUGCUUGGACUGCCAGAACUUCGACCUGUGUUUUAGCUGCUACAUGGGCGAUAAGCACGAUCGUGAUCACGCUUUCUGGAGGAUAGAAACCCCGUUCUCGUACAGAGUUAAGGUGGGUCCACGGUCAGCAAGCCGGAAAGUUCCGGUCCGAAGUAUCUCCCAUGGUGUCAUGGUCACUCGAGGUGUCGACUGGAACUCUGGAGAUGAGGACGGUGGGGACGGCAAAUAUGGAAGAGUUACCUCCAUCGAUGUCAGCUCCCAGAAAAUGUCGGUCAAGGUCGCCUGGUCUAACGGAAACGAGGGCGUGUAUGACGUCAGCCAUGACGACAGGCACGGGACGAGGCCGGUUGUCCUGGCACCUGAACAGAGUUACUACAGCGAUCACCUGCCACUCUUAGGAAAACCAACAGAGGCGUAUCUGGACUUUAAAGUUGGAGACAGAGUGCAGUUUCUGCAGGAUUUAGUCAAGGUCGAGGACCUACAGAAAGGUCACGGUGAAUGGGUUGUUCGGAUGGCUGAGUAUGAAACUAGAGUCGGUACAGUGGUUAAAAUAUAUCAAGAUACGGAUCUCUGUGUGGAGUAUAGCGACGGGCAAAAGUGGACUUUGAACCCUCAAGUUGUGAGAAAGAUCGAUCAGCAGAAGUAUGCGUCAUCCGCUGACGUCACAAGACAGCAGGCGGACGGACCUGACGUCACAUCCGACCUGGCGAGAGAGCAGGCAGACGAACUUCUGCGUCUGAAGAGAGAAAGCCUGUGCAAGCUGUGUCUGGACAAUAAGGCAUGCGUGGCCUUCAGCCCCUGCGGUCACAUCGUCUGCUGCGAGAACUGUAGCAAAAAUUUGGCCAAGCAGCUCUGUCCUGUUUGUCGUCAGACCAUUGAAAGCCACCUCAGGAUUUACAAAACAUGAGAACCUCUGCAAUAUUAAAGUGUUUUUUCCUUC